This is a messenger RNA of Daldinia loculata, 595 nucleotides long. RefSeq lists its product as uncharacterized. The record is from RefSeq and is a predicted model, not a curated record. Lineage: Eukaryota; Fungi; Ascomycota; Sordariomycetes; Xylariales; Hypoxylaceae. The transcript has a single exon. The coding region runs from base 118 to 294 and encodes 58 amino acids.
CGAAAAAGGCCUUUAAAUAUUUUCUCUGCGCGCCUCGCCUUUCAAAAUUUUCUUCUUUUCCUUUCCUCAUCAUCAGUAUGGGUUAAAUCUACAUCGUCAAAUGUUUAUUUAAUUCAGAUGGAGGCUCCACUACGGUGGCUUGCUGAGGGUUAUCAUCUUAUUCUCUAUGGGUUUCCUUCCGUUCCCGGCCUCCUUUAUCAAUUUGAAAACGCUCUUCCUAAUCAGCCGCCGACGCCAGCUCUUCCUGGUUCGCGACUGUGGGGUGUUUCCUACAUUUCCUGUCGAGAUAUUUAGUUUUAUUGUUCGAUUUCCGAUUCUACGCAAUUAAUGGCUUCUGGGCUAUUUGAAUUGAAAAUAAAUCAUCGUAGUUGGCUAGGAAUUGCUGUAGAAAUAGCCUGGAAGAAGGCCACCGUAAAAAUUUGCAAAUAGCCAGCUUAUCAAGCGCAAGUAGAUAUCCAGACGUGGGAACUAGACUGUGUUUCGAGAAUUUUUCUGCGAAGUGGCUCGUAUGAGACCUUUCCCACAAUCGUGACUUAGUUUAACCCAGAACUACGUACGAGAUCACGAGAUGCAUGGGAAAUUUAUUACAAUCAUG